Messenger RNA from Entelurus aequoreus (snake pipefish), 1952 nucleotides. Its product is annotated as protocadherin-15-like. The transcript has 2 exons. NCBI's taxonomy places the organism in Eukaryota, Metazoa, Chordata, Actinopteri, Syngnathiformes, Syngnathidae. The record is from RefSeq and is a predicted model, not a curated record. The coding region runs from base 32 to 1540 and encodes 502 amino acids.
GGCGGAGUGCGCGAAAACGGCCAGGAUUCAGAUGGCGUUGCCACCGGGCGGCAAGGCGGCACCCGCUGGCGCCGGAGGGGCCAACCUGUAUGAAGAGCUCGGGGACAGCAGCAUGGCUAAAAAGUCUGUCAUUGAGGAGGCCGACCACCAAAGGAAUCUUAGUACCUUUGCCUGUCGCGCAUUUGCCGCUCACAGCAACGGAGCGCUGCAUGUCAACUUGCCGAAGUCGGAAAGCAACGUGACCUACCUCUCCGACCGCAACCCGCUAACCACACACAACCCUGUCUACAGAGACAACAGUCUUCGAGGAAGCCCUCCUGAAAAACGCUUCUCCUUCUCUAUGCCUCACUCCGAAUGGCCAGGGUGCGCCUGGACGAUGCCGGCUCGCAUUCAUGCGGAGAGUUACGAGGCACCUCGGAGGCAAGCCCUCAUGGACCCGGCUGAUUGGGAGGUGCAGAUUCUCCGGGCGACCAUGAGAGAAUCGAAAAGUUCAGAAGUUCUCCCCUUGAGUGGCAGGUCCGAGACAAGACUGUCAGUCCGUGAGCAAGCGAGGCACUUUGAGCAGCAGGCCUUGGUAGAGCGAGCCCUCAUGCAGAACACCCAAGGCUCACUAUCCCCAAUACUUGUCAGGGAUCAAGAUGGCACUGAUGUGCUGGAAGUGACCUCAAAUACUCUCCUUUCCAUCAUGGACUACCCUUCCUCUUUUGGCAGAGACGUACCCCCAAAUAUCAUCAUCACCCAGGGAGAUGAGUCCUGGCCCGUACCCAGCCAGAGGUCGACUCCCCCUGUCCUUAAGAAAUUCGGCUCCAGCAUCUCCAACUACAUGACAGUGCAGCCAUGCCAGAUCCACGUGGAGAUCAUACCAGACCCGCCAGAGAACCCGCCGCCCCCUCUUCCAGAGCGUCAGCCCUCUUCGCCCUCGUUGUCCUCCAGCUCCGAUCCACCUUCAUUUUCACCUUCACCCCCUAACAUCCCUAAACUUAACCAUCAAGCCUCACCGCCACCUUCCCCUCCCAAUGAACCAGUCUUCCCCCCACCUCCUCCGCCCCUCCCCCCGCCCUCACCCCCUAUCAACCAGAUCCGCCCGGUCGGCCAGUUUGUCCCGACCUCUUUGCCGCCAGUGUCCUCGCUCCGCCCCGUCUCCGAACGCAAGCUCCACUCUCCCCCCGUCACACCGCGGACCGACAGCGACAGGAAGGAGCUGAGAGGGAUCCUCAGAAACCUCCAGAAUCUGGCCGACAUAGAGCGGUCCGUUGCCAACUUGUACAGCCAAGUGGACAGAAACUGCAAGGUGCCCAGGUUUAAGAAGAAGCCACAAGUGACUGAGUGGUCAGAGGGUGCUAACACGUUGCAAGACUCUGAUCUCGGCGGUGAGCGGAGCACGCCAAAGCCCGACACUCCCAGCUCUGCGGUCCAAAUCAGCUCAGGCGUGAAGUCUGCUGAAGUCACUGAAAGCGGCGAGGACGUGGCGGACGAGGUGCACAGCUCAAACGCUGCUGAGCUCAGCGAGCUCUCUUCCUCUCAAACCACAGUGUUCUGACUUCCACUCUGUCUUUCUUCUCAUUAUCCACGUUUUUACAUCUGCGUUCUUUGUUUUUCUUCACAGUUUCAGUUUCCUGAAUUUUGCACAGCUGGUAGUUUUGCCACAUUAUGCUUUGGUUUUGAUUGUGUAGCUUUCUAAGAGACAGUGUUUUUUUUUCUUUUUCUUUUUUACCCGCAAUGUUGUCUUGAAAGCCGCCAUCUGCCAAAAAGAAAGUGUACUCAGCGUUACUGCAUUGACUGUACUAUGUGCUUAUAGGCCUGCUUUGCAUUAUAAAAGUGUCGAACCGUCGUGUUGCACUUGUUUCUGUUACUGGCGCUACAGGAGACAUAAAAGUUUCCAACGAUAUUGUCAUGUUGCAGGAGAGCUGUAGUCAUUGUGUGCUCCGUUGCUUGGAUAUACAUGACGUCAC